This is a messenger RNA of Monascus purpureus, 3443 nucleotides long. The record is from the annotation of a GenBank genome assembly. Lineage: Eukaryota; Fungi; Ascomycota; Eurotiomycetes; Eurotiales; Aspergillaceae.
CGAAUACUGAUGCCUUUUUGCGUUGGUUAUGGCCAUUUCCCAGACUCACCACCAAGGCAGUAGACUGUGUAGCGUGGAGCCCAGGUUUGAAACACGCAGACGGCAGACGACGACAGACCUCGACGGGCAUGCAGAACCAGCAGGACAAUGCCAUCCUGCUCGGCAAUCAUUGAUUAACAGCAAGAAGUAGAAUAACAGGCCGGGUGGAAGCGAGGAAAUAGUGUUAAUCCGCAGGACGCAGAAACGAAAAGCCGGAACUCCGCGAGCGUUUUAGCAGAAGAGCAGACGGGAACGAACAUCCAGGAGAAUCCGUUCAGCAGGCCUCGAGUCCAGCGUCGAAUUCGCAGUCCUGUCGCGCCGAAAAGCCAUGUUUGCCGAGUCCAGAAGCCAGCGCGAGCUCUGGGCACUCGCAAGACACAGAAGAUGUGCUCGCCCCCCGCACCAGGCAGAAUUUGGCCAGUCACAAUACCAAAAUUCCCUGCCGUAGCUACACCUGCGCGUCCGUCCUCUUUCUCUGUCACUUCACUUCACUUCCUCUCCUUCUCUCUCCCCUUUUAACCCCCCCCACAACGACCCCUGGCUAUCUUCCAGCAUCACUCUUAUCAAUCUUCUCAUCUCCUACCCUCCUCCUGACCCUGUCCUGGAACACGAUGAAUUCGCGCGACCACCCUGACAUGCCUCCCGCGUCAUCCUACCCAUCGCCCAACGCGACGCAGAUGGGUCAGGGAACCAUGCAGUAUUACACAAAUCGACAGUUGACUGCUGACGAACUCUUGUCUGCUGAACUUUCCCGUGAAACAGGGGGUGCAAACCUCACUGAUAGCUCAACCAACGGCGUGCACCAUGGUCAGUCGAUGGUUCUAGGCUCGUCCAACCCUGGUGCUCACGACAUGGGUCGCCCUCCGUCGCCAGAUCACCAUCAACAACACAUGCUCCAAUUCCCCCCAAGCCAACAGGUUGGUGUCGAUCCAAAUCAUGACUUGAGCUAUGGAGAUCAGAGUGCGCGCAGGAAAAGAUCAAAGAUCUCCCGUGCCUGUGACGAAUGCAGACGCAAGAAGGUCCGUUGCGAUGCAAGCACGGAAACUGGAAUCGAUACGUGUUCGAACUGUCGCCGUCUUGGAGUCGCUUGCCAGUUCAGUCGCGUCCCUAUGAAACGCGGUCCGAGUAAGGGGUAAGGAUUGCGCAUUGUUUACUAUGCUUGAGAGGAGCCAAGCGACGUGGAUACCCUUUCUCUUAUGCACUGAACACAAUCGGAGCUGAUUUUCGCAUGACAGGUAUAUCAAGGAGUUGGCAGAGCGCCUGCAUACGCUCGAGAGUCAAAUGCAGCCUCCCAUGGUUCAUCCUGACAUCCAAUACCAACCCAUGAAUGAAGUGUCGUCUCCAAGGGGCUACAGUGACUUCUCGUCAGCAAUGGACGCGGCUCCGAUUCCGCGUAAACGCACCUACUCCGUCUUCGAAGGCUUGCCUUCGUCGUCCUUUACGCAGCCACCGUUCAAUGCUCGUGGCCCCCAUGCAGCGUUUGACACAGGAGAUAAUACAGCUACAGACCCCUGCAACCCUGCGGUUACGAAUGGUUCCGUGCCUAAAGCCGGGAAUUUGUUCUGGUCCGGAGAGCAUGGCUUGCCAGACGCACUAGACGUGGGUGAGGUGAAGGCAGUUACGGAAGAGGAUAUGACACCCCUGGAUGUUGAUGAUGGCGCUUUCAACGCUUACCAUCAUAAGAUACUUCCCAUCUUUCCCGUUCUUCCGUACUCCAAGGAGCGCCUGCUUGAGCUUCUACACCAGUGUAGCCGUGAGGUCCAAGAAGUGUUCCUUUAUGCUCUCUACGCCGUGACGUGCACCAACAUGGGUCGUGUGGCGAAUGCAUUUGAGAAAGUUGCCUCGUACGAUGCUGCUCAGGACCUGCUGCUGUCGUACCAUGCUCGCCAGCCGGUUGUUAUUCGCCCGACUGCUGUCAGUUUGGUAUGCCUUCAGGCAUUACUUCUAAUGAUCCUUGAUUGCGAUGCUCGUGGACCUGAGAACCUUCUGGCCAAGAAUGGCGCUCCGAAACACGCGUUAAUCCAGGCUGCAACCAAAAUUGGCUACGAUCUGGCCAAGAUACUCGGUCAGUUGAGGGGCAAACGGACUUCCGAUUCGGAUGUUGACUCAGAUUCCAACCUCACUCGGCGGAAUUGGGUUUCUUUGGCUAUCCUCGCUCGUUGGCAUGCUCUGGGUGUGGCGGAUGCUAGUCUUGUUGGAAAUUAUGAGAUAGGCGGCUUGGAGGAUGAAAGAGUCGUUGGCACAGCUACGUCUCAGAUAGCCUCUUACUCUACGUUCCUUACGGAGAUGGUUGCUAUCGUGAGUCUCGAACCGAAUAUUUGCCAAACGAAUACUGGCUUGGGCCGCGUGGUGGGAGCCAACUUGGUGGCUUCGCUUGAACGUCUUGCGGAGAUAGAACGCGCUCGCAAGUUCCGCGAAACACCGGAAGAAGCAACAGCUCACAACUUCUUGGACAAUCUCGAGGCGCAAUUGUAUUGGACGAUUCGGCUUCUUGUUAAGCGGCAUCUUUUUGUCUACAGCCCGUACGAGAUCAUUUACUGUGCUGAAGAACUGGUCAAUGAGAUGCACAAGGCGACUCCUCAACCCCGUCUUCCUAGUCCUUUCGACCUUCACAGCUUGGCCCUGGCCUCGAUGACCCUUCUGGAGGCGACAGUGCUCCCCGAAUACGCGAGCGGAUGCUGGACUUCUCUGAAGAAGGUUGAAGAGAUACUGGAUCGCCGUGCCAAACACACAGCCGAGGAGGGAGAAUUUGACAAUAUAUUCGGGGCGUCUGGCUGGGAUUCUAAGAUUCGUGCUUUCAUGGAAUGGAGACAAUCCAACAGUAAGACCCAGGAGGAAGCCGACACCAAGAAUGCACAGCAACCUCCAGUGAUGGGUCCGAAUGAACAGCGCUCCUUGCAGCAUCUUGCAGACCUCGCUGUUGGCGUUGAAGGUAGUGUGUCAGCGAAUGCGUCCUCCCCGCCGCCUGCUCUCUCUACAGAAAACAUGACCGGUGCAUCGUCAGGAUUUAGCGCAACAUCACCUAGUGCUCCUCCACCCACGCAGGCCCACGGACGCAUUUUCGUCGACUUUACUGCGCUUACUAAGGAAGGCUAUCUGAAUGUGUUUGCAGGGCUUGCAUCUCGCAAGUCCCGUUAGCUGGUGUCGCGGUUCAGAUUGGAGGGGGGGGUUGUCAUUGGGAUUGUGUCUCUUUUUCAGGGAGUAAAACAGGGGGUAAAAAGCGGAGCAUUCAUCGGGUUCUCCACUCAUGCUGAUAAGACAUCAUUCUAACCGACCCCUACGGUAACCUUCGGGGUCGCGCGUAUUGCGCGACCCUGACAACCACCCGAGCACCCCAGCCACCCGAGCACCGAUUUUAGAACUUCGUAGAAUUCCAACCCAUCAACUUUAUCAUAUAAUUCAAC